Molecule: messenger RNA, 1387 nt
Organism: Gymnodraco acuticeps
Lineage: Eukaryota; Metazoa; Chordata; Actinopteri; Perciformes; Bathydraconidae
Product: vesicle-associated membrane protein 1-like
Exons: 5
Coding region: 10-348 (112 amino acids)
Biological process (GO): SNARE complex assembly; vesicle fusion; vesicle-mediated transport
Cellular component (GO): SNARE complex; plasma membrane
Molecular function (GO): SNAP receptor activity; syntaxin binding
Source: RefSeq, a predicted model, not a curated record
GCCGCUGAGAUGACGACUCCAGAAGGUGCCGGUGCAGACGGUGAGGGGGGCCCCGCGGCUCCGGCCCCCAACCUCACCAGCAACAGACGACUGCAGCAGACACAGGCACAAGUGGACGAGGUGGUGGACAUCAUGCGUGUGAACGUGGACAAAGUCCUGGAGAGGGACCAGAAGCUGUCGGAGCUGGACGACCGGGCCGACGCCCUGCAGGCCGGAGCCUCGCAGUUCGAGAGCAGCGCCGCCAAACUCAAGAACAAGUACUGGUGGAAAAACUGCAAGAUGAUGAUCAUGAUGGCAGUCAUUGGUGUAAUUUGUUUUGGAGUCGUCUUCUUGUAUUUCUUCUACUGAGCAGCUCUUCAGGGAUGGACACAGAGUUACAGGACGAGUCUGCACCGACGCCAUUGAGCCGAAACCCAGCCUCUCCUCCCGCUCUUCAUCCUCCUGCUCUUCAUCCUCCUCUUCCUCAGAAAAGCUCCAUGCUCGGUCUGUGAUGUGCUCCAGUCCAGUGCCUCCUUCUCUUCUUUUCUCUUUUCUUCUACAUACAUUUCUCCGGAGUGAAUGUAAUAUUCUUGUUUCAGGACAGUUCAAUUAUGAGUACAUUAAAAAACACGAUGUUUUUCUUCCUGGUUCUUGUAUUAUCCUCUCGACAAAAUAAAAGGAAGUCAUAUUUAUUUUAGCCAAGGGGUUUAAACACAAAAAAGAAAUGUAUUUUUAAACUUUACUGCAUGUCAUAAAUCCAUUGAACCAGGAUUUGUUCAUCUGGUACAAUAUGCCAUAUAUGGCUAAAGCUCUCUGGAUUAUAUUAUAUGAUUUUUUUCUCUCACCUACAUAAAGGGAUUUACAAAAAUGGGUCUCAGAAAGUUCGAUAGAACAUUUUUACAAGGGACAGGAAGUGUUAUGUGACUUUUUCUUCCAUUGCUUUGUCACCUGACCAUUUAUUUUGUUUGCCAGCUGUUUUGUACAGUAUUGUUCAGGAAAGCUGCCCUCUUGAUGUCAGUAUUGGUACUGCUACUGAUGUAUUUCCGUUUCAAACACAAGAACAAUUUGGAUAUAUUUUCCUCAUGCGUGUGUCCGUCCAGCCUCAGUUUGAGUUAUGUAACAGUUGUGAUGCAGCACUUCCUGUUUCUGUUGUCUCGUGAACCUGUUCUGUGUAAUUCAGCUGUGGUUCGAAUGUUUCUGCUUGAAUGCGACUCCUCUGUAUAUUUCUGAGGCUUUUUAUGAAUGAAACGGUGAGACUGUAGAUAUCAUAGAUGGAUUAUUUAAAAUGUAAAGAGAAAUAUAGAUUACAUCUGUGAGUGCUUGAGCUUUCCCACUGCGUUAGCUGAUGUUUCUGUACUGCUUAAAAAUCAAGAUUACAUUUGACAUUUAAAAAGCAGUUAUGUUGAUU